Acaulospora morrowiae is the source of this 1239-nucleotide messenger RNA. The record is from the annotation of a GenBank genome assembly. NCBI's taxonomy places the organism in Eukaryota, Fungi, Glomeromycota, Glomeromycetes, Diversisporales, Acaulosporaceae.
ACUCAACAACUUGUUCGUGAACUAUUUAAACUAUUCCUGAGUAGAUCCACAGGUAUUCAUAGCCUAAAUUUGGCAAUGCAAGAGCGUGAUUUCUGCCUACGUGAGAACCCAAGUAAAUUCCUAGCAUUAGAUCACUAUACUGGCGGUCAGGUGGCACUGAGCAAGAUGCGUCAUUUUAGUAGUGGUGGCGAGGGAAACCAAUUUUAUGACAUACUGUCAAAAUAUUGCCAUAAUCUUAAUUCACUUAAAAUCGUUUAUAAUUCAGGAGAAACUUGCAAAUUCGAUAGUCUGAUAAAGGUACAGCGACAUUUGAGAAGCCUACAAAUGCAUCAGAUGAGUUUGACAGAAGAUAUAAUGAAUGCCAUAAGUGCCCAAAGCGAAAGUCUGAAGUCAAUCGAAUUCUGGGGUUGUCAGUUUAAAGAUACGACGCUAAAAGCAUUAUCCGGAUGCCAUCACCUGGAAAGAGUUAUAUUUCAUGAUUGUGGAAACAUGACGAAAGCGGUCUUAGCCCCGAUGGCCACAGCAUCAUUCCCCAGAUUGACCACCAUUUAUUUUAAAUUUGGAGGGCAUUUGGAACCAACCGACAUACCCACCCGUGAACUGGCUCAUCUUGUGGCCAAUGCAAAGUCCACCCUUUCGCAACUAUGCAUUGAAGGUUUUGAGUAUCCGUGUUCGGAGGUGUUCGAAUCAUUAGUUAAUAUUCGUCAACUGCAAAAAAUCUCCAUUCAAAUUCAGACACCCGAUGAAUUCCCAUUGGUACUCAACGUGCUGAGAACGUGUACAAAUCUACGGUCCGUGUCCAUUUCCGAAAACCAAAAAUUCUUUACAGAAAACUUUAUAUUUACCAUGGAAUCAACGAACCAAUAUUUAGAUGCGAAUGAAUUCUUACCACGUAUAUCACAAAUAUUGUCAGAUCGAGUACAACAUUUGGUGCUAAAUAUACCGAAUUGUUGGGUGGCACCAGGAACGUUGAGGCAGUUCUUAAAAGACUGUAAGGCAAAUUUGGAAUAUCUGAGAUGGCAGAGUUACGAAAAUUCUAGGUCGUUUGUGGAAGUCAUUGAGGAAUACGGCAAGGAAAAGCAACAAGAAAUUAAAUAUGGAAAUUGGAAGUGGGAACAAAUAAGUGGUCAGGUCGGUCCGGUGACGUUGGAUGUGGAAUUCCGCAAGAAGAAUGUUUCGUAUUAUAGAUGGGAGCAAGAAUUCAAGUUACAACAUAACCUUAUUGAGUUGCUUCAGUAA